CGCCCCAGCACCGGCUUGGAGAACGCGCUCCCAGCGCCCUCGGGCCUGACUUCCGGUUUGCUCGCGCGACUGAGACGUCGAACCGCGGGCCCAAGGAGGCGUCGUUUCUGCCCGUGCGCCGCUGGCCCUCCCACCCAGCCCCUCGCGGCGCUCCCCCGGCGCGUUGCGGCCCUUGCGGGCGGCGACGAGGCCGGGUGACCGGCCUUCUCCGGCGGCGGCUCGGCCCUCCUUCCAGGGCCUCCGGGGCCGCAGCUGACCGGCCAGCCGGGCCGGCCCUGACGCCGCCGAGGCGGGGGAAAUGGGCGUCUCUCCGCGGCGUUCCCGCAGCGGCUGCCUUCGCCGGCGAAGCGGCGCUGUCUUCGAGGAAACCGGAAGCCCGCGGUGACCCCUGGCGACCCGGUUUGUUUUCGCUCCGUUUCCAAACACUGGGGAAUCGAAACUCGGCGGCCCUGGCGGCAGCCCCGCGGAGCCUGUGUUCGGGGUGAGUGACCCGCUUUGGCUGCGCCGGGGGCGCGGGCAGUGCCGGGACCACCCUUCGCCGCCGUCCUCGCUGUCAUGGAUGCACUGGUAGAAGAUGAUAUCUGCAUUCUGAAUCAUGAAAAAGCCCAUAGGAGAGAUACUGUGAUGCCAGUCUCAAUAUAUUCAGGAGAUGAAUCUGUUGCUUCACAUUUUGCCCUUGUCACUGCAUAUGAAGACAUCAAAAAACGACUUAAGGAUUCAGAGAAAGAGAACUCUUUCUUAAAAAAAAGAAUAAGAAUUUUGGAAGAAAAGUUUAUAGGAGCUCGAAAGGAUGAAGAAACAAGUUCUGUGGGACGAGAACAAGUAAAUAAGGCCUAUCAUGCGUAUCGAGAGGUUUGCAUUGAUAGAGAUAAUUUGAAGACCAAAUUGGAUAAAAUGAAUAAAGACAACUCUGAAUCUUUGAAAGUGUUGAAUGAACAGCUACAAUCUAAAGAAGUAGAACUCCUCCAGCUGAGAACAGAGGUGGAAACUCAGCAGGUGAUAAGAAAUUUAAAUCCACCUUCAUCAAACUGGGAGGUGGAAAAGUUGAGCUGUGACCUGAAGAUCCAUGGUUUGGAGCAAGAACUGGAACUGAUGAGGAAAGAAUGUAGAGAUCUCAAAAUAGAGCUACAAAAAGCCAAACAAAUGGAUCCAUCUCAGGAAGACAAUCUGAAGAGCAGAGAUCUGCAGAGACUAAGCAUUUCAAGUGAUAACAUGCAAAGUACAUACUGGGAACUGAAGAGAGAAAUGUCUAAUUUACAUCUGGUGACUCAAGUACAAGCUGAACUACUAAGAAAGCUGAAAACCUCAACUGCAAUCAAGAAAGCUUGCUCCCCAGCAGGAUGCGGGGAAGACCUGGGGAAAGACAGCACAAAACUGCACUUGACGAAUUUUACUGCAACGUACAAAAGACACAUGCCUCUCUCACCAAACGGCAAAACUCUUUGUCAUGCCACGUCUUCCCCUUUACCAGGAGAUGCAAAGGUUUUAUCAGAGAGAGCGGUUCUCCAGUCGUGGACAGAUCACGAACAAGCCAUUGCUCACGAUGGCACAGACUUUCAGGAGCACAACUCUUACGGCAGAAAUUCUCUGGAAGAUAAUUCGUGGGUGUUUCCAAGCCCUCCUAAAUCAAGUGAGACAGCAUUUGGGGAAACUAAGAAUAAACCUUUGCCUUCACCUAACCUGCCACCCCUGCAUUACUUGGAUCAGUAUAAUCAGAACUGCCAUUAUAAACACUGAUGCUGAAGAGAUUCAUGAUGUUCUCACCAGGUUGCCGUGUCUCCCUCAGUGGUUUUCUUGGGAAAUCAUCAACAAACUGAAAACAGAUUUUGAUUAAACUUUUGCAGAGUUCUUCAGUAUUUACAUUUGCACAUAAUGUACCAUAUUACGUAGUUGAUUUUUCAGUAUGAAAGAACACCCCCCCUCUCCAUAUUGUGGCUGAGAAUGAGAUAUGUGUUGCUAGUUAAUAAUAAACCUAAGGUGUUUCAAAAUGACAACUC
Hippopotamus amphibius kiboko is the source of this 1997-nucleotide messenger RNA. RefSeq names its product 5-azacytidine induced 2 (gene AZI2). Gene Ontology annotation, cellular component: cytoplasm. The record is from RefSeq and is a predicted model, not a curated record. The transcript has 8 exons. NCBI's taxonomy places the organism in Eukaryota, Metazoa, Chordata, Mammalia, Artiodactyla, Hippopotamidae. Gene Ontology annotation, biological process: canonical NF-kappaB signal transduction. Bases 556 to 1737 code for a protein of 393 amino acids.